GAAUGUGUGAGAAGGGGCAUGAUGGACUGAUGGACUGAUUGACUACACCACAAACAAGCACGGCUGAGCACAACACUACUGCAUCCAAGAACCUAAGAAAUCCAGUUUCCCCCCUCUUCUCUCUCUGUCCUUUAAAUACCUCUUUUAUCUUCCUUAAAGUGAACCCAAUCCUCCUCCCAUAGCUAUCAUCUCCCAUUCCUAUUCUUCCAUACCCCCUCACAAAACACACACACAACUCAACCUAGCCAACCCCCUACACUACCAACCAUGGACUUCGUCAACAAAUUCACCGGCGGCAACAACGAGAACCAGAACCAAGCCUCAUCCUCCAACCCGGAGCAGAAGCAAGAGGGCGGCGGUUUCCUCGGCGGCCUCGGCGACAAGCUCAACUCUGCCGCUGGCGGUGGUCGCGAGAGCGAGAAGAAUGAGGACCUGCUUGACAAGGGUGUCGACUUCGUGCAGGAGAAGUUCCUCGGUCAGGGUGCCCAGGAUAAUGAGUCUGCCGUCGAGCAGGCCAAGGACGAGCAGAUCUCCGAUUACAUCAGGAAGGGCUACAAGUCUACGACUGGCAGCGACUUCCCCGUUGCAGAUAAAUGAACAACACACUCCUCUUGACGACUGAGGAACCUGACCUGGAAGAUCGGUUUAUGGCUCUCAAAGGGAGGAUUAUGCGUGUAUAAGAAUGAUAUCGCAAUGAGUAAUGAAUAAUUUAUGCAAUAUGUACUCGUGUCGCCACUGUUGGCUGUGGGUAUACCCUGAUAUGUGAACCUGCUCGCAUCGCGUGUCUCCCCUCCCUAUUCAAACAUUAUGUAUAUUUAUUAUUACAACAUCUCGGGGUCAACUUUCUACCCCCGAGAAUACCGAUUAACGGCAAGGAACCCGCCUGCCUGCCUACCCGAACUUCAAUGCGCGGUGUGAUGCCACGGGCCUCCAGACCAACGCCGCGAUCUCAACCCUCUCUCGCGAGCGCCUCCACGCACGAUCUAAGCAGCGACAUCAGCGUGUCGCGCACCAGCUUCCCUC
Messenger RNA from Aaosphaeria arxii CBS 175.79, 1023 nucleotides. RefSeq lists its product as uncharacterized. The record is from RefSeq and is a predicted model, not a curated record. Bases 268 to 597 code for a protein of 109 amino acids. The transcript has 3 exons. Lineage: Eukaryota; Fungi; Ascomycota; Dothideomycetes; Pleosporales.